AUGGCUAAUGCCGUGAAGCGUCUGUAUGCCUGGUGGCGGGCGAAGUCGCCGCGCGAUGCCCUGCUAGAGACCCUCGCCGACGCACGCAUCUUCGAGGAAUGGGAGGCUUCGGCAUAUCAGCUUGACGAAGUGCUCGGAUAUGAUCUAUGGCGCCAGAACCCCACCAGCAAGUACUACGACUACCGUCUGAUCUACGAACGGCUACAGGCCAUCAUCGACGCCCGCGAAGAGGAUGACAUCCUGGGGCUGGUGAACCUGCUGCGGUCGGGCCUGGUGCGGAACCUGGGCAACAUCACGGCGCCGCGGUUGUUCAAUCGCGCGUAUGCGGGCACGAAGCUGUUGAUCGAGGACUACAUCACUCAGGUCGCCCUGGCCAUCGAGUACGUCACCACCUACCCGACCUCGCCCGGCAGCACCGGCAAUUCCGACUUGGGCCUCACCAACCAGGCCAAGCUCGACGUGCUGCACGACACGCGCCAGGCCUUCGGCCGCAGCGCCCUGGUCCUGCAGGGCGGCGCCAUCUUUGGUCUCUGCCACCUGGGCGUCGUCAAGGCCUUGCAUCUGCGCGGUCUGCUGCCGCGCAUCAUUGCGGGGACGGCCACGGGCGCGCUGAUCGCGGCCUUGGUAUGCGUGCACACGGAGGAUGAGGUCCUGGAGUUCUUGACCGGCGACGGCAUCGACGUGACGGCGUUCGCGAGGAGCAAGGCGGAGAGAGAUCACGAGAAGCAGGAUUUCCUGGAAUCAUGUUUGCAGGAGGGCAGCUGGUGGGGCGCCACGCUGCUGAGACGUCUGAUCCGGUUGGCUCGCGAAGGGUACCUCUUGGAUGCUCGGGCGCUGGAGGAGUGCGUCAGGACGAACGUCGGCGACAUGACGUUCGACGAGGCGUACGCGAAGACGAAGAGGGUGCUGAACAUCACCGUGUCGACCACCAGCGGCGGCGUGCCGAACCUGCUGAACUACCUCACCGCCCCCAAUGUCCUCAUCUGGUCCGCCGCCAUCGCGUCCAACGCCUCGACCUCGACCGCCGCCCACCCCGUCGUGCUCCUCUGCAAGGACGAAACGGGGCGGGUGGUGCCGUGGGCGUCGGCGCAGGAAGCAACCUUCCGGCCCUGGACGCACGCGCAGUACUCGCAGUCGUCGCCCAACGACCGCGAGUCGCCGCUCCACCGCAUCGCGGAGCUCUUCAACGUCAACCACUUCAUCGUCUCCCAGGCCCGCCCUUACCUCGUGCCCUUCCUCCGCUCCGACCUGCACCACCCCAACCCCCGCCAGGACGGCAAGUGGCGCUUCAGCAUGCCCAUCCUGCGCCUCGUCGUGCUCGAGGUCCAGCACCGCCUCAACCAGCUCGACAGCGUGGGGCUGCUCCCUUUGGGGAUCCGCCGCUUCCUCCUCGACGAGACCGUCCCGGGGGCCAGCCUCACCCUCGUGCCCGAGCUGACCCCCCGCGACUUUUGGCGCCUGCUCGAGUACCCCACCCGCGAGUCGCUCGAGUACUGGAUCUUGAGGGGCGAGCGCAGCGUGUGGCCCGCCGUCGGCGCGCUGAAGGUCAGGUGCGCGAUCGAGGUCGAGCUCGACAGGGGCUAUCAGCUCGUGCGCAGGCGCAAGCCCAUGGACGUCGUGCAGGGCGGGCACCAGCAGCAGCACCACGUCGCGGUUGGGAAUCAGCAGCAGCAGCAGGGGCAGCAGCAGCAACAUGGCGGCGGACAUGGACAGCAGCAUGGAGGAGGAGGAGGAGGAGGAGGCCAGAUGGUGACGAAUGGCGGGAGGAAGGGGUCGGCGGUCGGGUUGCAGAUGUCGAUGGGGGUUGUGGAUUCGGGGAGGAGGGUCAGGGCGAGCAGUUUUGGGGGGGAUGGGUAG
Molecule: messenger RNA, 1857 nt
Organism: Diplodia corticola
Lineage: Eukaryota; Fungi; Ascomycota; Dothideomycetes; Botryosphaeriales; Botryosphaeriaceae
Product: patatin-like phospholipase
Exons: 3
Coding region: 1-1857 (618 amino acids)
Biological process (GO): lipid metabolic process
Molecular function (GO): triacylglycerol lipase activity
Source: RefSeq, a predicted model, not a curated record